AUGUCUGAACGUGGGAAGAAAACCACAAAUCUCCAUGUGCCAAGGAAGACCAAAUCAGCUAAGGCUGGUCUGCAGUUCCCUGUGGGUCGUGUCUACAGGCUCCUUAAAAGAGGGAACUACGCUCACAGGAUCAGUCUUGCUGCUGCCAUCUACCUGGCUGCGGUGCUGGAGUACCUGAAUGUGGAGAUCCUGGAGCUGGCAGGGAAUGCUGCACGGGAAAACAAGAAAGCCAGAAUCCUGCCCAGGCACAUCCAGCUGGCUGUGAGAAAUGAUGAUGAGCUAAACAGGCUCUUUGCCUGUGUGACCAUUGCCCAAGGCGGGGUGUUACCUAAUGUUCUUCCUGAACUACUUCCUAAGAAGACCACUUCACAUAAACCACCCCACAAAUAUGUCCAGUCACAGGAGUUCUAG
Leptosomus discolor (cuckoo roller) is the source of this 411-nucleotide messenger RNA. RefSeq names its product histone H2A type 2-B. Gene Ontology annotation, cellular component: nucleosome. NCBI's taxonomy places the organism in Eukaryota, Metazoa, Chordata, Aves, Leptosomiformes, Leptosomidae. Gene Ontology annotation, molecular function: protein heterodimerization activity; structural constituent of chromatin; DNA binding. The record is from RefSeq and is a predicted model, not a curated record.